This is a messenger RNA of Microbotryum saponariae, 1076 nucleotides long. The record is from the annotation of a GenBank genome assembly. Lineage: Eukaryota; Fungi; Basidiomycota; Microbotryomycetes; Microbotryales; Microbotryaceae.
AUGCAAGGCGUGUACAGCAGUGCCGCCCAUCUUGUGCCGUCGCUGCCUUCGACGAGUAAACGCAGCCGCUCGUCCUCCCCUGGUGGACCCGCUCGUUCGGCCAAGGUCAGCACACCAACUGCGAGUACAACAUCUCUUACACUACAGCGGCUGACGACUCUUUGCCACACAUAUAUGCGUGCCACUAGAAACGAGCGCUGUGGACGACCCACCCUCAUCUGCUCAACAACGCUCAGUCCAGCGAGGUCGAUCGGUCGAGUGCGCCGUGGUCAGGCCAUAUCAGCGCGAGUCCGAUCGAUUGGGUAUCCAUGACCGAGUCGCUGUAUCUCGCUACGCCGCCCGCCGAACCCACUGAGCCGAUCACGUUCGAUGAGCCCGCGCAACUUUGCCACCGACCUCAUCACUCGGCGGUGCUCGUCGAGGAACGGCGGAGGGUCGAGGAAGGCGACGACGACGAGGAACCUUGGGAAGCAGAUGAGCACGAGCACCACGAUGGCAUGGCAGUCGACAACGAUCAUGAGGUCAGUACUGUGCCUGAUCGGGAGACUGCUUCUCGGAUGGGGCCCUCUCGGGCGGCGAGGACUGACAUGAGACCGUGGUCCCUCCCUUAUAAGAUGACGGGCACAGAGUCCACGCAUGAUCACUACCAGACUCCGUAUCGGCAAGACCAUUAUGCAACGGCACAUCCCCACCAAGCCCCACCCCUGUAUGACCAUCUCGCCGGCUCUCCUUUUGCUUCCACUUCGUCGUCGUUCGCGAUGCUCAACCCGAUGGGUACCUCCAUGUCGCGCUCGGCGUCCAAUUCUUCCUCGGACCAUUCUUCCUCGUCGUAUUCAACCUUUGACUCGAACCGAAUACAGCGGCAGCCCAUGGCAUACCAGAUGGACACCGGGUCGGACACGGCGCAUGCGAACCACCUCCACCAUCGUCCCGCGCCGGCAACAUCGAUGAACACCGCCAAGCGAGCGGAACCGGUCGCCAACGGUUGGAAAGUGUCGAUGGGGUAUCGAGCAGACUGUGAGAAAUGUGUCAUGAGGGUGCCGGGCCACUAUCUGCAUUGCCAUGAUGGUCGGUAG